AAUUUUACGUACAUUCGAAGGUACAUCACUGAAACUGACUUUCUAAGUAAAACACAGAAUGUGAUUUCAUAAAUGAGAUUGGUUCAAAGGUGAAAUAGUUUAGUUACGAGUGCAUAUAAGCGACUUAAAAGGAUUUUCCAAAAACCUCUACGAAAGUGUUCACACUACGUAAUAGUUAAAUUUUGCAAAGUUUAAAUAUUUUUGCGCAUAAUUCUCGUCAGAUGGCCACUGCAACAUCAACACAGAAUAAGAUUUUGAUAUGGGAAAAAGCCAUCCAAGGUUGUCGGUUACACACACAAAAAGGCUUUCUUUUAGUCGAUACAAAAAAAGAUUCAACAAUAUUGCUGUGCAUCUACAACAUGAUUGCCAACGACGAUGCAAUAAUUUUUUCCAUUCUUCAAUUUCCAGAAGGUUGUUGAGAAUGAUGGAUGUGUUUUUCGUGCCGUGCAGCACAACAUAAUUCGUGUUUGUCAUCACUAUUUAAUUGAAUUUUUCCGUUUGCAAAAAAAAAUCCGAGCAGUAAAGUUGAAUUUAAAUGAAAAAUAUUCUCCCUGUAAAGUGUGCGAUGUUUUCGCCUUUUUCAGAGCUCGUGAUCAGGCCCACGUCAAACGCAUCUCGGGUAUUUCAAAAAGCUGCGGCUAAACUCACAAUUAUAUCGGUGUUAUCUCGACAAAUCGGUACCACUGUCUAUGAUCAACUGCCAGGAUCGCGAGGAAAAGAUAAAACUGAAGAAAAAUUUGAUAAGUCUAUCGUUAUGAGCUCUGUUGGUGUUCUGAAACACUUACCUAGGGUUGUCGAGGGAUCGAGUGAGAUCUUGUUGACAGAUAGGGAUGUUGAAAAUGAGAAUGUGGCUGGAGUUGAAAAAGACGAGGUCGAGAAUGGCGUGGUAAAGUAUGGUAAAGAUGGCAAAAGUAGCGAUCCAUUUGAUUUUAUGAAAGAAAGAAAAUUAUCUGAACCUGUUUUGAGCGCAAGGAAAAAGAGCGGUGUGCUCAAUCCAAAAUUCUUCCGCUGUCGCAGUACUCUUGAUUUGAGAAAACCUGAGAAUGAUAAGCCAGUGGUACUGCGUGAACUUGGUGGAUACAAAUUCUACACUAAAGCUAGUGACACGAGCGACAAACGUGAAAAACAUAACGCCAACGAGUGCGACACUGACAGCAGCAGCAGCAUAGUUUCAACGUCGAGUGAGGUUUCAGCAUUGAAGAAAACCAUUGCUGAAUUAAGGGAAAAUUUCAAAAACCGCGAAAAAAGUGUACUUCACUUGGAAAAGAAAUUAUCGCUAACGGAGCAGGAGAAUGCAAAAAAUAAAAAACAAAUUGUCACUUUCAAGGAGAAAUUGAAAGAUGGUUCGGGUACAAUGGAUUACUUACGACGCGAGAAGGAUGUGUUGGCAUCAGAACGCGAUCGUCUCAGCUUCAUGUUGUUAACCGCCGAGCAUGAACUCAAGGAAUUGCGGGCGCAAAAUACGAAUCUAAUCACGGAGUACGAGUGUGUUGAGCACAGUCGUAAAAUUGCCGUUGGUCACUUGCAAGAAUGUGAAAGAGUCUGUCGAGAAACUCACGAGGUUAAAUCUGACUCUUCUGUUGCGAAGAAAAACUCUGAAAUAUUAUUGAAAAAGUUAAGCUCUACGAAAGAUAUCGUACAAACACUACGUAAAGAAAGAGACGAUCUACUGUACGAACAAAAUAAAAUCGCUGCUUUUUUUACAUCCACUCUGAAGGAAGUCUUAGAACAGGUACGAAACGUCGAAGCUCAAAAGAGAAGAAAACUGGAGAUGGAAUCCAAGAAUAAUUUUUCAUUAGAAGUCAUACCUUGCAGCAGUGAGGAGGUUUUUGUCGAGCCCGAAACUUUGCCGGCUGAUACUGAAGAUAUUCUUACUUUACAUGUGUUUAAAAAGAAGUUGAAAUCCAACGAACAAUGCAUUGAUGAUUUAGCCAACAAGAUUCGAAAUCUUGAGAAGCAGAAGAAAGAUUUAUUGGAAACGAGGUUUGCGAUGAUCCAGAAAUUCCAAUCUUCGAGUGACGUCACGGGGGAGUUGGAAGCAGACACAAGCGUCAGUGACAUGGAAGAAAAAGUAGACGCUGUCGAGGAAGAUGGUGAUCAAAAACGAGCGCGUGUUACGAAGAAGAUUCGAAAACUUGAGCGCACUCUUUCCAUGGAUCACGGUGUGGGGAAACUGGACUGUAUUCAAAAGCUGUGCAAGAAGUUGGAGGACAGUGAACAGCGUAUUCACGAAUUAGAGGCGGCAAAUUCCGAACUACGAAUGGAGCACGAGGAUAUGGAGGAAGAAGCGAAAUAUCUGAAAUAUGUUCUGUCAUAUCGUGGUGACGUUAUGAAGGCUCAACUCAAAAGUGAAUAUGAGAAAAAGAUUACUGCUCUCAAGGAUGAAAUAGAAGAAUCACAAGGAAGGAGCUUGAAAAAAGCAAACAAUGAAAUUUCAUCUCUUACAAAACGGAAUCAAGAUUUGGAGGAUGAGGUUCAGCGUCUGCAUGAAGAGCUGAGGACAUUACUUCAAAACCUUUUUUCUUUAUACGCUGCUCAAGGAUCUCCUUCGGAAUCGAGAGAACACGAUAAUAAUAAUUUUGCUGACACUUCUUCUAACUCAAACAAUUCUAAAAACAUUUCCAAGGCAUCCACUAUGACUGUAGUUGAAUCUGAAAAUCAUUGUCACAUCGAAGGAAGUGAUGAUGUAACUUUGGAGACAGAUAGCGGUAAACCAUGUGAUGAUAAAGACCAUUCUAAGGAUUCCGGUGCUGAAAUCACAUUCGCGGGAAACCUGGAGGACAAAGUUGCGCAACUUCUUGAAGAGAAACGGGUUCUACUCCAGAGCAUGCAGUUACUUAACAACCAACGAGAAUCCUCUGUUGGUAGCGCAACAGAAUCCGAAUCCUCGGCGGUCGUUAAAGCCGAAUGCACGGACAUUUUCACAACAGAGCAAAGAUAUACAUGCUUGGCCGACACUUUACAAAAAAUGCGCAAGUUGCUUGCUGAACAACAUGAGCACGAAAAUGACGAAAACGACGAAACUCUAUCAAAGUUGAAAAACGAAUUGAAAUGCUUAGAUGAAAAAUUGACGGAAGGCCACUCCACACAAAAAUAUGACAUCCAAAAGACAGACGUUGAAGUCAACUCAGUGCAUAAUGAUAGGCGAAUUUCUGAACUUGAAAUGGAAAUCUACCGUCUACACGAAGAGAAAAAAUCCCUUCUUUCUAUCAUAGUUCGUUUACAAUCUGAUCCUAACUUCACCCUUAGUGAUGACGUAAAUGAUAGCUCGGUCGUUAGUAUCUGUGACGUCAUGGUUAAGAACGAUACCACUCAUAAUGAUGAUAUCAAGGAAGAUGACAUCAUACCGACGAAAGAACUCCACUUAAGCAAUAUCCACGAAUUAUUUACUCCACUUGAGAAUGAGGUAAUACUUGAAGAUGGUUGUAGUACAUCAAAGGAUGAAGUUCAUUGUGCCACCAGUGACGACAAUUUUCUUGGGAGGACAUUGAGGGAUGAGGGGGUCCAAGUGAACAUUAACAGAGAUGAUGUCCGUGGACUCUUAGGAUAUUUAGAGCAAGGACUUGAUAAACUGAGAAAUGCUUUGGACGAUGGAAAUUUAAUCGAAACUAAACCACAAAAUGAAGAAACGCUUUCUCAUGACCCUCACAUGUGUCCAUGCAAAGGCUCUCUUCAAGACUUAAAGCAGCUAAAUAAGGAAUUAAAGAACUUAGGACAGCAUACUCAAGUUCUGGAGGAAAAAUUGCAGGAGAGCGAAUCCAUAAGGUGCGAUCUUCAUCGUACUAUUUCCAUAGCAACAGAUAUGGCGACCGAAGAGCGGCAAAAAUGCGAAGAAUUGAAGAGGACGAAAGCAGCUCUUGAAAAAGAGAUGCUAACAUUAGCCAAAGAAAACCGCGAUCUACGUGAUGGGCUGGAAACUUUAUCGAUUUCGAAGAAGCGACGAGGACGUAACCAACGCUCCAGUCUUGCCAGUGAUACGCAGGAAGAGGACUGUCACGUGACUUAUUUGCCGAGAGCUAAAGCACAGAAUAUUUCUGAAAGCGAACUGUCUGAUAUUGAAAGUCCUUCUUUUGAAUUCAAAAGUUUUUCUCGCAAUCCCUAAAUGACCUCAAUUUGACAAUUGUUGUAUGAAUACUUUGCAUUUAGCAAACAAAUCGUGUUCAUUUUUUGUUGUUUUUUGUUACUUCUGAAGUAUUCCAGCUCAAAUUGAUAACUGCUGUUGGGAAAAUUACAAAUUCGAAAUAUA
Molecule: messenger RNA, 4246 nt
Organism: Xenia sp. Carnegie-2017
Lineage: Eukaryota; Metazoa; Cnidaria; Anthozoa; Malacalcyonacea; Xeniidae
Product: myosin heavy chain, striated muscle-like
Exons: 6
Coding region: 536-4102 (1188 amino acids)
Source: RefSeq, a predicted model, not a curated record